Messenger RNA from Ricinus communis (castor bean), 2079 nucleotides. Its product is annotated as enolase 1, chloroplastic. Gene Ontology annotation, molecular function: phosphopyruvate hydratase activity; magnesium ion binding. Lineage: Eukaryota; Viridiplantae; Streptophyta; Magnoliopsida; Malpighiales; Euphorbiaceae. Gene Ontology annotation, cellular component: phosphopyruvate hydratase complex. The transcript is spliced from 7 exons. The coding region runs from base 242 to 1714 and encodes 490 amino acids. The record is from RefSeq and is a predicted model, not a curated record. Gene Ontology annotation, biological process: glycolytic process.
UCUGGCUUCUGGCUUCUGGCUUCGGCCACCCUUUAAAAGUCUCCUAAAGACUAACGUCCCUUCCAACAAACAACCACCUGUUCCUCCACUUGGCUUUCAUCGCCUCUCGGCGGACUUUCCUACACCACCUUCUUCUUCUUAAAUCCAUUAAUAAAAAAAGACCAGACUUUCCUCUUCACUCCUCUCUUUGCACAUAUCCCACUUCCCUCAAACACACACAAAAAGAAAUUAUACAGUAAAAAUGGCUGCUUUGACCACUGCACAAUCAGCCAACCUCCUCAACAAACCUUUCUUUUCUUCAAGGCCCCAAUCUUUCUCUUCUCCAACCCCCACUUCACUUUCCCUUCCAUUCAAAUCCCGUUCUUUUGUUGUUCGUAACUCUGUCGCUGUAGCACCAUCCUCUGCCACCAAGAUUGCCAAAGAGUGCAAAGUGAAGUCUGUCAAAGCUAGACAGAUCAUUGACAGCCGAGGGAAUCCAACAGUUGAGGUUGAUCUUGUUACUGAUGAUCUUUACCGAUCUGCUGUACCCAGUGGUGCCUCUACUGGGAUCUACGAAGCUUUGGAGCUUAGAGAUGGAGAUAAGAGUGUUUAUGGUGGCAAAGGUGUACUUCAGGCUGUUAAAAAUAUUAAUGAUAUUUUGGGUCCUAAGUUGAUCGGUGUUGAUGUCAGAAACCAAGAUGAUGUGGAUGCAAUUAUGUUGGAUAUUGAUGGAACUCCUAACAAGUCAAAGUUAGGUGCUAAUGCAAUUCUUGGGGUGUCCCUGAGCAUAUGCCGGGCAGGUGCUGGAGCCAAAGGAAUGCCCUUGUACAAACACAUUCAGGAAUUGUCAGGAACAAAGGAGCUUGUAAUGCCAGUUCCAGCUUUUAAUGUGAUAAAUGGAGGCAGUCAUGCUGGAAACAAUUUAGCUAUGCAAGAAUUUAUGAUCCUGCCAGUAGGUGCAACUUCAUUCGCUGAGGCCCUCCGCAUGGGUAGUGAAGUUUAUCAUACACUUAAGGGAAUUAUCAUGUCAAAGUAUGGACAAGAUGCUUGCAAUGUUGGAGAUGAAGGGGGUUUUGCUCCUAAUGUUCAGGAUAAUAGGGAGGGCCUAGUUUUGCUUAUGGAUGCAAUUGAAAAGGCUGGCUACACAGGGAAGAUCAAAAUUGGAAUGGAUGUUGCUGCUUCAGAGUUUCUCACAAAGGAUGGAAAAUAUGAUCUGAACUUUAAGAAACAGCCAAAUGAUGGUGCUCAUGUGCUCUCAGCUCAGAGCCUUGGCGAGCUCUACAGGGAAUUUGUUAGGGAUUUUCCUAUUGUGUCCAUUGAAGAUCCUUUUGACCAGGAUGAUUGGAGCUCCUGGGCUUCACUACAGUCUUCAGUUGAUAUCCAACUUGUUGGGGAUGACUUGUUGGUCACAAAUCCAAAGAGAAUAGCUGAAGCAAUUCAGAAAAAGGCUUGCAAUGGUCUACUUCUCAAGGUUAACCAGAUAGGCACAGUCACCGAGUCUGUUAGAGCAGCACUUGACUCGAAGGCUGCAGGUUGGGGUGUGAUGGUUAGCCACCGAAGUGGUGAAACUGAGGACAACUUUAUUGCUGAUCUUUCUGUUGGCUUGGCUAGCGGACAGAUCAAGACUGGGGCUCCUUGCAGAAGUGAGCGAUUGGCCAAGUAUAAUCAGCUUCUGCGUAUUGAAGAGGAGCUUGGAAAUGUGCGUUUUGCUGGUCAGGCCUUCAGAACACCUUAGGAGAAGGAAACUUAAGUCUCUUGGCAGUAUAGAGUAGCAGAUGAAUUCAGCAUCUUGGGGGGUUGCUUCCAGAACCACAAUUCCACUAGACCUUGGAAAUCUUGAGAAAAAAGUUUUGGCGGAAAUCAUUAAAAUCAAAAUACAUUACAGUUUUCUAAUUAAUUAUGCAUUAGAAACCAGGUCAUCUUAGUCAGGGAAAACACAAGUGUGCCUCCGGAAUAAGGAAGUUUUACUUUAAAAAGUACCCGUUGGAUUAUAAGAGAACUCGGUUGAGUGCGAGUCUCUGUGUUCCAGAUCUGUACCACUUUCUUUGUAAUUUCAUGUGCCCUUUAAUGAGAAUGCUUUGUCAAACUUAAUUUGUUUAA